AUGUUAGUAUAUAUGAAAUUAAAAAAUAAAUAUUUUAAUUUAAAAUUGUUACUAAUUUUCUUUUUAUUAGUAAAGGUAUAUUAUUUAAAAAAUAUCAAGUGUUUAAGUAAAAAUUAUGAUUUCGAUUUAAUUAUAAGAGAUAAAACCUUUUUUUUAUGUAAUAAAAGCAAAAAAUUUUAUACCAAAAAUUUUAAUGAAAGAAAUAGAAAAAAGAAUACAAUUUUUUAUGAGAAAAAGGACAAUUUUUUGCAGAGUUGGUUUAAUUUAGCGAAUCAUAGAAAUGUUAAAAAAAUAAAAAAUGUUAUUUUCUUAAAGUUCAAUAAUAAGAAAAAGCAAAAUAAAAUAAUAUCUUAUGAGCGUAUAAAUACAGUAGAAAAUGAUAUAGUAGAUAAUCUAGAUAAUAAUCUGGAUAAUUUAAAUAAUGAAGUCACUUUAGAUUGUGAAGCAAAAAAUUCAAAUGGCCCUUUAAAUAAUGAAUUAAAAUUAAAUAAAGAUGUUAAAAAGAACAAAAAAAGACAUUACAAAUUUACUUCUUGGAAUAAUACAAACGAAAUUAAUAAUUUUGAUUUAGAAAAAUAUAAUAUAGAUAACGAAUUAACCAAUGAUGAAUCACAUAAAUAUCAAUCAGCAUAUUACUUAUCUAUAAACAACACUUCUAAAGAUACUAACCAUUUAAAUAUAAAAAUAAAUAAGGAAUUAGUAAAUUCAUUAUCUGUUGAAGAAUUACUAAAUGUCUUGAUUAAGUAUGAUGAAAAUGAAAACAAACAAAAAAAAAAAAACAUUUUUAAUCAAGUUAACAUUGUAACAGCAUAUCACCGAAUAGCAAAACAUAUAAAAAAUAAAAACUUUUAUUUAAAAAAAAAUUUAAAUCAAGCAAUUGAAACAGAUAAUUAUUUUGAUCCCGUGACUUUUAGCUUGUUUGAAAAUUAUUCUAAUGCAAGUGAAGAAGAAAAAUCAAAUGUUGCUUUUAAUUCCACUUAUAAAAAUGAUCAAGUAGAUGAGAAUGCAGAGAAAUAUAAUUCUAAAUCCAUGAAACAACAUGUAAAUGAAAUUAAAUUUGAUGAUAAAAAUGAAAAUAAAGAUAAAAAUAAUGAAAAAAAUGAUGAAGAAAAUAAUUGUGAAAAAAGUAAUUUACCUUUAGAAUCUAAUGAUAGCAACAUUAUGAUAAAUAAAAAGGACAUUGAAUUAAAAAAAUAUAAAGAUUUUAUGUACAAUAAUCAUGCAAGUUUAUCUAAUAUAAAAAUAUACAGUUAUAUAUAUGAAUUAUUAAAAAAGAAUUUGGCAGACAAUUCUAUAGUUAUUACGAAACAUGUAGCUAAUAUUGCUUGGGCUUCUGCUAUUUUAUCAAAUAAAGAUAUAUAUGUAUGGACAAAUAUAAAAAAACAAUUUUAUGAAAACAUAAAUAGUUUUAAAGCACAAGAAAUAUCAAUUAUCAUAUGGUCAUUUAGUGCAACAAAAAAUGAACUUAUUAAAACAAAAGAAGAAUUUUUAUUAUUAUAUAAUUGUAUAAAAAAAUAUAUUAAUGAAAAUAAAUUUAAAGCACAAGAAUUUAGUAAUAUAAUAUGGUCAUUUGGAAUUUCAAAAUAUUGUAACUUUGACAUAUUAAUUAUGCUAUAUAAUUAUGCAUUAAAAAUUUUUGAUAAAUUAUUAUUAAAAGAUAUAUCAACCGUCUUGUACAGUUUGUCUAUUUUUGCUUCUGAUUCAAUAAAUCAAAAUAUUUUGAAUACUAUUAAAAAAAGGCAUUUCGAUUUAUAUAACAUUGAUGAAGAUUAUUUAACAAUAGACAAAACGAAAAAGGAAGAAAAUGAAAAUAUAUUCAACUAUGAUAAAUUCUUUUUUUUUAAUGAUGUUUAUAAUACUUAUAAUAAUCCAACAGAGAACAAUUUAAUAGAAGAUGAUAGUAUAGAUGAUAAAAAAUACGUUUUCUUUUUAUUAUUUGAAAAUUUCUUAAAGUAUUCCUUAAAAAAAAUUAACAAUGAAAAAGAUAAAAUGACUAUGAGAAGUUGGUCAAAUAUAUUUUGGUCAUGUGCUAAUAUUGGCUUAGGUUUAUAUAAGGAUAUAUAUUCAGAUCAUAAAAAUUUAAAGUACUAUAUAUAUAUGAAAAGAAAUAACUUAAAUAAUAAUGCAGUAAAUAACGCAAAUAUUAAUAGUUUAAAUACUAUCAAUGAGAAUAAUAAAAAUAUUUUAUACUAUAAAAAGGAAAAUGAUUCUUUGUAUUAUUUAUUUGUAGAUAAAAACAAUUUAGAAUCUUUACAUACAAGUUAUGUUUAUGAGAAAGAUGAAAACAUAUCUACUGAAAAAAUCAAUUUUGACUUCGAUUGUAAACCGUAUGUUCAUAUUAUUAACAAUGAAUAUAUUUUUCCAGCAAUUUCUCAUUUUAAUGAUGAGAAAUAUAAAGUAGAUGAAAAUCAAAAAAGUAAAAUUGGUUUAAAUAUUGAUUUAGAUAUUUUUAAUAAUAAUAAAAAUAAAAUAGAAUUAAAUGAUGAUGAUGGUAGUAAUAGAAUUAUGAAAAACAAUAUUAUUCCAAAUGAAAAUUUAAGAAAUGAUACAAAAAAAAAAGAAACUCAAUUUAAUUUUAUUAAUAAUGAUAUGAACAAUAACAUCAAUAUGAAUGAGGAACUAAAUAUAUCAUAUAACAAUGAUAAAUCUACUAAUAAUGAUAUUAAAUAUAUUAAUAUCAAAUACAGUGACAAUGAUAAAACUUCAAAUAAUAAUAUUAUAUGUAAUAAUAGCAGUAUAAAUAAAAAUUUAAGCAAUAUUAACAAUUCCAAUUAUUUAAGAAUUUUUAAUAAAUUAAAUGAUGAAGAUAAUAUAUAUAGCCAAACAAAUAAUAAUAAUAUAGUCUUCAAGUUACUGGAAUUAUUUCAGUCUCAACUGAAAGAAAAAAUUAUUAAAUGGACAAAUUGUGAAACACAAUCAAUAGCUAAUAUAUUAUGGAGUUUGUCCAUGUUAAAUGUUUUUUCAAGAAAUGUUUUUGAGAAUGGUUUAUCUGAAUGCAACAAAAGAUUUAUAAGGAAUCAUAAAAAAAAGAGUUCUAAUAAAUUUCAGAAGUAUAUAUCACAAUUACACCAAUCUCAGUUAUAUCAAGCAUCCUUUUCUUUUUGCUUAUAUAUAUUAUAUAAUGAAAAAAAUAUAAAUAAAGCAUUGAAAAGCUAUCAAAAUAUAAAGAAUGAUCACUUCAGAAGUAUUGAUAUAAAGAAAAAAAUACAACUUAUUUUUGAAAAAUAUUUCAAUGUUUCAGUUACUACUUUGAAUAUAUGGAAAAAACAAUUAGCAAGAAAUCAAAGAAAAGAAGAAAAAAAUCAAAUAUCUUCAUCUGCCCAUAAAAAAAUAUCUGAUGAAUUAAGACAACUAAAUAUUUUUCAUUAUAAUGAAUAUUUUAUAUUUGAUUCAAUCCUUGUUGAUAUUUAUAUACCUCAUUCAAAAAUAGUUAUAGAAAUUGAUGGACCUAGUCACUUUUUUCAAAAAGGUGAAUCAAUUGUUUAUAAGCCAAAUACUUUAUUUAAGAAAAGAUUAUUGAGAGCUCUUGGAUUUAUCGUUAUUUCUAUUUCAAUUAGUAACCAUACAUUUAUGUUUAGCGGUUUAAAUACAACUGAUUUCAUUAAAAAAAUAUUAAAUAAAGUCAAUUAUAAUAUAUAA
This is a messenger RNA of Plasmodium relictum, 3639 nucleotides long. Its product is annotated as RAP protein, putative. The record is from RefSeq and is a predicted model, not a curated record. The transcript is spliced from 2 exons. Lineage: Eukaryota; Apicomplexa; Aconoidasida; Haemosporida; Plasmodiidae. The coding region runs from base 1 to 3639 and encodes 1212 amino acids.